Messenger RNA from Bufo gargarizans (Asiatic toad), 6639 nucleotides. It is a transcript of the gene SHROOM4, whose product is annotated as shroom family member 4. Gene Ontology annotation, cellular component: apical plasma membrane; adherens junction; cortical actin cytoskeleton. The record is from RefSeq and is a predicted model, not a curated record. The transcript is spliced from 10 exons. Gene Ontology annotation, biological process: actin filament organization. The coding region runs from base 1390 to 5784 and encodes 1464 amino acids. Gene Ontology annotation, molecular function: actin filament binding. NCBI's taxonomy places the organism in Eukaryota, Metazoa, Chordata, Amphibia, Anura, Bufonidae.
GGUCCUCUUUAAAAUCACCCAUAAUAAGAGUUGGUGAUUCAGAAUAUAGGAAGUGAGGAAGCCAAGCUGCAAAGUGAUCCAGAAAUUGGCGGGGGGAGCCUGGGGGACGAUAGAUAACUGCAACUCUCAGGGAGAACGGAUGGAAGAAUCUAAUGGUGUGAACCUCAAGAGGGGAAUGUGAGAGAGGGUACAGGGGGAAUGACCUUAAAUGUGCACUGUGCAGAAAGUAGUAUGCCUACUCCUCCACACUGUCUGUCAUUAGGUCUGGGGGUGUGGGAGAAGUAAAGGCCACCAUAGGAUAGGGCAGCAGGGGAAGCAGUGUCAGAGGGUUGAAGCCAGGUUUCUGUAAGGGCUAGCAAGUUCAAAGAGCAUGAGAGGAAGAAAUCGUGGAUUGUGGGUAGUUUAUUACGGACCGACCGUGCGUUCCAGGGUGCGCAGUUAAAAGAGACUGAAGAGGAUGUGCAGUGAACAUUAAUCAGAUUUUUGGUAUUUGUGUGUGGCAGAGGAGAAGUUAUCAAGAGAGGGAGGGCCAGUAUUCUGACUCAGAUUGUUGUAAUAGCGAUUUAUCCCUAGUGAGACCUCUAUGUCUGGCCUAUAUAAGCAGAUAUAAUCACUGCGGACAAUCCUUAUCAUAUAGCUUGAACUCACCAACACCAGCUUAUCCGUGUAAGUUUUUUAUUUUGUAAGCCAGAUAACAGCAGAACAGAUGGAUUCUGGUAUUGUGCGGUCAAAAGAUGAUGCUUUUGUAAGCUUACAUGAGAAUACAUGUAUAUCUGUUCAAUGCCUGGAGCAGUAUGGAGAAACAGGAAGUGAGAUACACAGAAGGGGUGGAGCAAUGAAAUGAAUGACAUAUCACGAACAGAAAAACAUGUGCAUUACCAAAAACGACCACUAGAUUGGAGCAUAUAACCAAAUAUAGAAUAUCAUAUAAAUUAAACUAUAUCGAUUUUAACUGCGUAGCAGCACAGCCAGGAUUUCGUAAAAUAUGCCCAUCAGCUAGUAGCAGGAGAACAGAAAGAGACAGCAAGUGGUUGAAAGAUUUAUAUUGGCGUUUUUUAUGCUGCACCGUAGAGGAAGAUGGGUCAAUGUAAUGUAUGAGGGUAUAAAGUAUAUGGGAACUGAACAAGGGUGAGGGAAGGAGGGAGGGAAUGAUGUGGAGAGAAGAGACACAUGCUGGAAGGUGUGGUUAAAUAUGAAAGUAGACAGCCAUAGUGAUGAGAAGAACAGCCAGCGCCUGAGUGAGACAAUAUCAUUGAAGAUGGAGGGAAGGCAGCAAAGUGUGAAAAGAUUGAAGUGGGUGAUGAAUUAGUAAAUAUUAACGGAACACCUUUACAUGGUUCCCGACAAGAAGCUCUGAUCUUGAUCAAGGGUUCAUACAAGAUUCUCAAAAUGAUCGUUAGGAGGAGGGGUGUUUUACUCAUCAGGCCCCAUUCAUGGCAUGUGGCCAAGCUUUCCGAGGUCCACCCAGAUGUUGCGAGUAUGCAGUGCCCAUCAAAUGCUUUCAGUUUGUCCUGGCACUCUGGCAGUGAAAUUUGUGCUGUUGGUUUUUGUUACAGCGAACAUCCUCUACAGUGGAAUAUUCUUUCACGACACUGUAGCACAGACAAAAGCAGUUCGAUAGGCAGCAUGGAAAGUCUUGAUCAGCCUGGCCAGAAUUAUUAUGAAGGAACACGUUCUCCACUAGACCCAGUCAUGUAUCAAAACAAAAGGGAUUCCGCCUAUAGCUCCUUCUCUACAAGCUCUAACAUCUCUGAUUAUACAUUAUCAGCAACCGUGGAUGAGUCAUCUCCUGCCAACUGCUCUCUUGGCUCAAAUAAACAAGAAGAUGGUCGAUACCUCCAAACAGGACAAGGUGCUGUAGACUCACAGGUGGAUGUUUCUGGGCAAUCAUUAAAUGGACAUUUUCAAAAAAUAUCUUUAUAUCCCUGUGAUGCACAUAAUUUGGACAACGUAAAUUCUCCACCUCAACCACCUAUACGCAGGGAUAGCUUGAGAGAAAACAAAAAUCAAUUUUGCAAUCAUGAUAGAAGGGCUUCAGCUCCUAGUGACUCAUUUGAUAAGCCUGGAAUUUGGCCCUCAGAAGCUGGCCAGUUUAGCAGUUCUGAAAAAGAUUUUUGUCACUGCACAAAUAGACCUUGUACUGUACAUAUUAAGGAGAACUUGUCAUCUGACCAGUAUUAUAUGUUGAGCUCAAAGAAUGAUAAAAUCUAUCAAAUCAACACAUUUGCAAAGGAUGAUGAGAGGCAGCCUAACCAUUGCAAUGAACAAAAAGACUGCCACUAUCCUAAAGAUAAAUGCAAAGAAAAUGAGAAAAGAUAUAAGUGUUGUGCUAACAAUGAUUCUGAAAUUUCACAACAUCCGAGUACAGAGCAACCCUCAGAUAUGGGUGGUGCACAUUUGUUUUCCUCUUCAGACAUAUCAGCUAGAGUGGCAAAUGAGGCAAUGGAUGCUCCUAGUUCACAGUUCUCAGUUAAUAUGUCAACACAAGAUGCAUCUGCACAGGAAGAAAAAGUGGGACCAAAUAAAAAACCUGGUUCAUCUCGACAUCGUUCAGCACAAAUGCGAAGAAAAAGUGACCGCUUUGCUACAAACUUACGAAAUGAAAUACAGAGACGAAAAGCUCAACUUCAGAAGAGUAAAGAUUCUAUAGUUCCUUUAUCUGGUGAAGAGUCUGUUGAGGAGAAUGAUAAUGCAUUUGAAAUUCAUUCGGAGUUGAUUCCCCACCAUCCUCCUCCCCCACCACCACCUAAAAACAAAGCACUUAUUUUAGAAAUUAAAAGAAUUAAUGCUGAAAAGUGUAGUGAUGCUAACAGUAGCCAGAAAAAACUAGAGAGUGAAUUGAUAGAUAAUAAUAAUGAAACUACCAAUCCGAUUAGUACAGAAAGCAUACUAUCAAUAAAAGAACACUCAAGAUUGCUAGUGCCUUCUCUAAACAAAACCUACAACGAGUGGUGGAAGUCAAAUGCUUUAGAUACACAUCCCCAAGAAUCUCUCUUUAAAAGAAAAAGUGAAAUCGAUCAUCAAAACCCAGAACAGGAUUUUUCUUACUCAACAAGAGACUUUCAACAGGCUACAUACAUGGCACCUAAACCUGAAAGCUUCCUGAAUGAAUGGGCACCAUUUUCAACCAGUAAGUCCAGUAGUCCAAACAUGUGGAAAACUGAAGAUGAAAUCAGCAUAGGUACCCUGAAAAUACCAGUAGAGUGCAGAGAUUCCUCAGGUAUAGAACAAAAACAGAUCGCAGAAGUUUGCAGUGCUGAUACUUUAAAAAACUCAUGUGACAAUCAACCUCCAGCUGAAACUCUUGAUAAACAUAACUAUGUGGACAUGACCUGCCGUAUAAAUAAUCCGCGAAAAAUUAGUUACCACACAAAUUUAGGGCAAGAGAAAAAGAUUCUUGAAGUAAAAAAAACUGAUGAGUUUUCUUCUGCAGCCCACCUGGCAUCUCAGCAGCAGUUUUCAGAAGUUAACAACCAUGUCUCUCAAUAUAAUCAAAAUAGUGGUGCCAAAUGCACAUGGUCUCCUGAUCACAAACUUCAGACUCCUCCUUCUAUAGGACAAAAUUUUGGACAGAAGCUAAAUGGAAUAAAUGUGGAAGAAAUUGUUUCUCCGAUAUCAAGAAUAAGUACUGAAAAUAUCUUAAUGCCAUUUGCAGAUCGAAGGAAGUUUUUUGAAGAUGUAAGCAAAAGACCGUCCACUGUGAAUGAUAAACAAAACAAAAACUUUCGUCCUAUUAUACCAGAUAAUCUUCCUCCUCAGACGAUGGCUUCAGAUCUUAGGAGGCAUUCUGCAGACCAUACAUAUUAUACUGCCUCCCCUAAAAGAAAAGACAGUGGUUUACCUCAUUAUGAUUAUUGUAUGGAUCAUAGAGUAGACCCUCCGAUGUGUUGCAGUCAAGGAAAACACUGUACUCCUUAUCUAUCCUCUUUGACGUAUGGCUACAGAGCAUGUGCAUUUUGUGCAAAUGAAUUGUGCCCUGCCUUACUUAAAAGAAACACACCUGUGACCCAUCACAUUUGUCAUUGUCAACAUCUUUACCAACACCACCAUCAUCCAUGGACAAAAUGUUCAGAUUACAUGUGUCCUACUCAGUAUAAUUUAUUGGAGGACAGUGGCCCUCUUCAUGUUGACCAAUGGCAUAUGAGGAGACCCACGUUACAGGAUACAUCGAUGAAGGAGUGGAGCGAGCAGCAGAAAAUCAACAGGAAAUGCAGCCAGUCCGUGAGUGACUUAUGCUGUUUCCCAUAUGGAAUUCAACAUCCUGGUUUAUUAAACCCAUGCUGCGAGCAGGACAACCAUGAAAGGUCUCAAAGUUACAAGACAACAUCUUCAUAUGAUCUUUCCUGUGAAAAACCACUAAGGCCGGGAGACUUUGCAUCAUUUCAGGAUGGACAUCCAAAGCCAUCCUUACCACAGCUAUCCUUUUCACGAAAUAGAGCAUACUCUGUAAGUCAUCUUAACUUGGAAUAUCUCGCUUUACAAGACAGGAUAGAGUCUCCUACUACCAUACUAGAAGAAAGAGCGCCAUUAGCCAGAUCAAAAAAGCAAGGGCCUCCUCGCCCUCCACCUCCUAAAUGGGAAAAGUACAAAGAGCACCAGGCUUCUAAGGAAGCUGCUAAAUCUGGAUUAUACAAAGAAAGAUCUGUGUCAGAACCUAACAGAGAUAUUGAGGAUGCUAGACAACAUUCCCAAAGUCUCGUUGUGGAUAGGACAUCUUUAAAUGUGGAAUGCAAUUUGUUCCCGCCUAUAAAUGGGAUUAAUCAUAUUAAAGAACCAUCUGAGAUGAGAUGUGCUUCUCAGGGACCUCAGAAGUAUUCCCCUGCUCCUUCUCCAAGCCACAUUGCUUCAAGUAAUACAUCUGAAUGUAAAGAAUCUGAUGGAGAUGACACAAUUGAUCAGUUAUUCUGCUCAGAGUCUAUCACAAUGGAACCAUUGUCUACAGUUGUCCAUGAAGCACGCCUCUCUCCUGCUUUGGAAGACCUAUUUGAAGGUGGUUUUAGACGUUCGGAAGAUGAUUGGUCAACAGAUAGAGAAUCUGAGAUUUCUAUUCCAGAAAGGUAUGAUGAAUUCCAGCCAAUCUCUCCUACACCUUUUUGUGGAACUGAUAGUCCUACUACCUGUGCUACUUACUAUAAUACAUCCACAGCCAAGGCUGAUCUGCUCAACAGAAUGAAAGAAGUGAGUGGAGCCCAAGGGAAAGACGUAAAUGUGACAGAUGCAGAGUAUGAAGAGGUGCAGCUAAUAGAAAGCAUUAGCAGAAAGCUUUCUGUCCUCCACAAAGCCCAGCAAGAACUUCAAGAGGACAUUAGUGCCAAUGCAACUCUUGGCUGUGAGUUGGAGAAUCUGCUAAAAAGUGUUUGCAAGCCCAAUGAGUAUGAUAAGUUUCGAAUCUUCAUUGGGGACCUGGACAAGGUGGUCAGCUUAUUGUUGUCCCUAUCUGGACGUCUCAGUAGGGUUGAGAGUGCCUUGAACUGUAAAGACCCAAAGCCUUCCAUGGAAGAAAAGCUGAAUCUCUUGGACAAAAGAAAACAACUGAUUGACCAAUUAGAGGAUGCUACAGAACUCAAAGCACAUGUCAGGCGGAGAGAACAAAUUGUUCUAGAGACGGUAUCGAAGUACCUAAAUGAUGAACAGCUUCAAGACUAUCACCAUUAUGUCAAGAUGACUUCUGCACUCAUUGUGGAACAGCGAGAGCUGGAAGACAAAAUCCGACUGGGAGAAGAACAACUUGCAUGUCUACGAGAAAGUCUGCAAAGUAAUUGGCAGUCAAAUGAAGUUGCAUAAGAGAUGUCAUAUUUUAAAUUCUUCUAUAUCUAUGUUUAAUUCUUAUCAGAGAUAAUUUUAUUGAACAAGACUUCAAUUUGUAUACGUUAAGAUUCCAAAUGAUAAUUGUUUUUUUUACUAUUAGCAAACCAAAGAAAUAGAUGAUGACUGAAUGGGUUCCUGUGACUAGAUUUUAAGAAACAUCCAUGCAAGUUUAAAGAGGACCUUUCGUGCGAUUCUAUUAAGGGAGAUAUACACCUGUACUGGCGGGGUACCCCCCGCUGAUACUGCCUCCCUGCUUGAUUUUUUUAAAUAUGCCUCCUAUGCCCUGCCGGCUUUCUCCUGCUCAGUAUGGGAAUACUGAGCAUCGGAGCAAUGAGGAGGAGACGGAGUCUUUCUCAGUGGGCAUCUCCUUCUCUCCUGGCUGUAGCGCUGUCCAAUGGCAGCACAGGGUGGUUUUUUCUCCCUGGCUGUGACGCUCUGCGCUGCGACUGUACAGCGCUACAGCCAGGGGAGAUGGAGACGCCCACGGAGAAAGACUCGUUGCUCCGAUGCUCAGUAUUAGCAUACUGAGUGGGAGAAAUGCAGAGGGGCAUAGGAGGCAUAUCAAGCAGGAUGGCAGCAUCAGCGGGGGGUACCCCGCAAGUACAGGUGUAUAUCUCCCUUAAUAAAAACGCACGAAAGGUCCUCUUUAACCAGCGGAUUUGGGGUGUUUUUCAAACAUGCCAUUUUCUUUGCUAUUUGGCAGACACACGCUUAUAACUGGAAGAUGUUGAUUAAAACCUCAGUUCCCAUAUUUAGCAUCUUCACUCAUAUACCGUAUAUUUAUUUAACAUAUUAUAUACAUUUACAGUUGAUUAAACUCGUAAAUUAGAA